This is a messenger RNA of Drosophila ficusphila, 949 nucleotides long. Its product is annotated as probable pseudouridine-5'-phosphatase. Lineage: Eukaryota; Metazoa; Arthropoda; Insecta; Diptera; Drosophilidae. The transcript has 2 exons. The record is from RefSeq and is a predicted model, not a curated record. Gene Ontology annotation, molecular function: phosphatase activity. Bases 161 to 883 code for a protein of 240 amino acids.
CAAGGUUCUGAAAACCAAAUUAUAAAAUUGAAUUUUAAACUUUCGGUAUCCACCUUCUGAUUAACAAAACCAAAUCCCAAAAUGUAUCCAAAUUAGCGAACUAAAUUAAUUAGAAUGUUGUAAGUGGAAAGGGACACCAAUUUACAAGACCAUCUCUAAAAUGCCUUCAAAGAAGUGUUACUGUCCAGUCACCCACGUCAUUUUCGACUGCGAUGGAACAUUGAUAGACAGCGAAACAGUAUAUCUAAAAACCAUCAAUGAGUUGCUAUCUCCCUUUGGCAAAACCUACACACAUGCCCAUCAGGCUGCUCAUAUGGGAAUGCCAGCGAACAUGUUUGCAGAAGUCGCCGUGAAGGAGUUCGAUCUCCCAAUAACGAAGGAAGAGUUCUACCGCCGAUAUACGGCGGUCGUCGAGAGGCACAUGAGAAACGUGGCUCUUCUCCCAGGGGUGAGGGAUCUGAUCCUCCACCUGCACGAAUACCGGAUACCCUUCUGCAUUGCAACGAGUUCGUUUAGACGGAUGUUCCAGGUGAAGAUGCAUCCCCAUAGGGACAUAAUGCUGGCCUUCCAUCACGUCGUCUGCGGUGAUGAUCCGGAAUUGGGAAAGGGAAGGGGGAAGCCCAUGCCGGAUAUCUUUCUCCUGGCUGCCUCGCGAUUCAAUCCACCCGCAGAUCCCAAGAAGUGCCUGAUCUUCGAGGACGCCCCAGUUGGUCUGAGAGGGGGCGUGGCAUCAGGUUCCCAAGUGGUUUUCAUACCCAAGCCCUUCGUCACCAAGCAGCAGAGGAAAGGCGCCACUUUGGUCCUGAACUCAAUGGCUGAAUUCAAACCCGAGCUCUUUGGCCUUCGUCCCUUUGACACUUGCUGCAAAUUCGAGUUCGGAUAAGUUCUCUAAGCACUCUAUAUUUACCCCUCAAAUUCUGAAUAAUAAAUCAAAAUUUAAGUAAAAAAA